CCCUCGAGUGAGUUUUCUCUCCAGAGACCUUUCCUGAGCGCAGGGAGACCAGUCGAAGGGAAAGGCCACCCAGAAGCAGCGAAGUAGGCAGCGUCCCACCCACCAGAGAUCUAGUAGGGAGCCAGUGCCUGAACCGCCGUCUCUGGGUAGUCCCUGGAUUGCCGGCGCCCAGGAAACUACCCGCCAGAGGGCCAACCCAGCACCGACUGUUAUCCGGAGAGGCGGCGCAGGCCAGGAUUCAGGAGCGAGCUUGAUCUCUCAUCCCAGUCCCCUCCCUCCUUCUCCGGCUGUGAAGAUGUCCGCCAAGCCCGAAGUUGGAUUAGUGCGUGAGGCUUCUCGGCAGAUCGUGGCCGGUGGUUCAGCUGGUCUUGUAGAAAUUUGCCUGAUGCACCCCCUGGAUGUGGUGAAAACCAGGUUCCAGAUUCAGAGAUAUGCAACUGAUCCAAACAGUUAUAAAAGCUUAGGGGACAGCUUUCGUAUGAUCUUCCAAACAGAAGGGUUGUUUGGUUUUUACAAGGGAAUUCUGCCACCCAUCUUAGCUGAAACACCAAAAAGAGCAGUGAAGUUUUUCACCUUUGAGCAGUACAAGAAAUUGCUAGGAUAUGUGUCACUGUCACCAGCAUUGACAUUUGCCAUUGCUGGAUUGGGAUCUGGACUAACAGAAGCCAUCGUGGUUAACCCUUUUGAGGUAGUAAAAGUUGGCUUGCAAGCUAAUCGGAACACAUUCACAGAGCAACCAUCCACCUUAAGUUAUGCAAGACAAAUCAUUAAGAAGGAAGGCUUGGGACUCCAGGGCCUCAACAAAGGAUUUACAGCAACUUUGGGACGUCAUGGAGUUUUCAACAUGGUUUAUUUUGGCUUCUACUACAAUGUCAAAAACAUUAUUCCUGUCAAUAAGGAUCCAACCUUGGAAUUUUUGAGAAAAUUUGGGAUUGGUCUUCUUUCUGGGACAAUAGCCUCAGUCAUUAACAUCCCUUUUGAUGUUGCCAAAAGUAGGAUUCAAGGACCUCAGCCAGUUCCUGGAGAGAUCAAGUACAGAACCUGUUUUAAAACAAUGGCAACAGUCUAUCAGGAAGAAGGGAUUUUAGCCUUGUACAAAGGACUGCUUCCCAAAAUUAUGAGACUUGGACCAGGUGGUGCAGUGAUGCUGCUGGUUUAUGAAUACACCUAUUCAUGGCUGCAAGAGAACUGACUAGGAACUCCAGAUGUCAAUUGGAGUUUUACAAGAUCAAAGGAAGACUAUGGCCCUGAGAGUUCAUCUGCUCUUUCUGCUUAUUCUUCUCAGAAGUUGUAAUCCUCUGUUUGUAGCACUAGACUUCAGUUGCUUUAGAAAUAAAUGCAGUUCAAAGCUCUCUAUAAGUUAUCUGCUGCUUGCAAAAAAGCAGUUCCUAGAACAUUACUUGUAUGUCAGAAAUCUGCUUAGUGUUUACAACCUAGUGAUUUGAAAAACUAACUGAUCUAGCCAUCUAAGUAUUAAAGGAAGCCAUGAAACCUAUGAGGCAGAACUGGAUUGCCAUGUCGCUGUGCACAGCACAGAUAUGAAGAAGUUGAAAUCACUCAAUGAAUGCAUCUUUAACCUCCAUAUCCAAUGAGGUGCCCUUUUAGUUAUUGCACAGAAUUAAUACCAAAAAAAGCCCACAAUAUAUUAAUUUUCCAAUAAAUGAAUUGUACCAAUGUUCUAAAAAUGUAUUUUAAAGCCUAUAUUGCCAAGCAGGAAGAAUUUCCUAAACAGAAGGUAUAAGAACUGUAGAAUUU
This is a messenger RNA of Marmota flaviventris (yellow-bellied marmot), 1755 nucleotides long. The record is from RefSeq and is a predicted model, not a curated record. NCBI's taxonomy places the organism in Eukaryota, Metazoa, Chordata, Mammalia, Rodentia, Sciuridae.